Salvia splendens (bonfire salvia) is the source of this 2248-nucleotide messenger RNA. Its product is annotated as serine/threonine-protein kinase STY46. Gene Ontology annotation, molecular function: ATP binding; protein serine/threonine kinase activity. The transcript has 16 exons. Lineage: Eukaryota; Viridiplantae; Streptophyta; Magnoliopsida; Lamiales; Lamiaceae. The coding region runs from base 256 to 1920 and encodes 554 amino acids. Gene Ontology annotation, biological process: protein phosphorylation. The record is from RefSeq and is a predicted model, not a curated record.
UUUUAUCCAACCAUUCUUUAUUCUUUCGUCAAAAUCAAAACUUUAGUUUUUUUCAUGCAAAAUGCCUCACAACAAAUCAUAUAUUCAUAGUUUUCUUACAUCACACACCACCAACUCCCCUUUUUUUUUUGCCUUGCCUUUAUCACAUUCUUUGUUGUGUGUGAAUGAUUGGAAUCUGAAUCAAAGUGCAUAUUCCUUUGCCUGUAGGUGUCUUUUAUUAUCUGUGGGUUUUUUCAAGUGGGAGAAUUUUCUUUGAUGGAAGAUGAUAGCCAGAGCUGCAGCAGCCGGCAAUCCGAGUGGUCGCCGCUUCAAACCCGAAAACGGCGGCAGAAAGUUGAAGUCUUUCAUGAAGUGUUGCAUAGGUUGAGAGAAUUGGAUACUGAAGAGGCUUCUGAGCCGGGUUUUGAAGAUCAACUGUGGGCUCAUUUCAACAUGUUUCCUCUUCGCUAUGCUUUGGAUGUCAAUACUGAAAGGGCAGAGGAUGUCCUGGUGCACAAGAGAUUAUUGAGCAUGGCCCGUGAUCCUCUCACACGGCCAGCUGUCGAUGUGCGCCUUGUGCAGGUUCGCCCCACCUGUGAUGGAAAUUCUGGCAAUACUGUCCAUUCAAGCUUCAGUAAAGGAGGGAAUGGUCUGCUUUCAGAUAGCAUUCACCCUCCACCUGCGUUCGGCCCAUCAGCAAAUUUUGAACUUGCCUAUGAAGGGAACGAAUGCGAUGCCCAAGAUGAGAAUAGCUCCGUGAGUAAAAAAUCGUUCUUUUUGCGGCCAAUGCAUGAAAUAACAAUAUCAACGAAGGACAAAACCAAGCUGCUUAGUGGGUUAACAUGCCUUAUGUCUGAGAUUGGCUUGAACAUCCAAGAGGCUCAUGCUUUUUGCACAGUUGACGGGUACUCACUCGAUGUCUUCGUCGUUGAUGGUUGGGAAGAGGGCGUUGAUCGUCUCAGAGCCACACUAGUGAAAGAAAUUCCAUACAUUGAGAAACAGUCAGUUAAACAAGAGCUAUUAUCUCCUAUCGUCGGGCUGGGGCAGAGUGGAUUUAAUAUACCUUCGUGCCAUGUGGAAAUUCCUAUUGACGGGAACGAUGUCUGGGAAAUUGAUGCCAAUUUGUUGGAGUUUGAAUACAAGAUCACUGCAAGGUCAAAUGGAGACAUGUACAAAGGUUUGUUUCGUAGUCAAGAUGUGGCCAUCAAAUGCUUCAAGACUGACUCCCUUAACAAAGACGUGCAACGUGAGUUCACCCAAGAAGUUUACAUAUUGAGGAAAGUUCGGCACAAAAAUGUCGUACAAUAUAUUGGUUCAUGUACGAGACCUCCACUCCUGUGCAUCGUUACUGAAUUUAUGUCGGGUGGAAGUGUGUACGAUGCCCUGCAUAAACAAAAGGGUGUUCCCAAGCUUCCAGCCACGUUGAAGGUUGCGAUUGAUGUCACUAGGGGAAUGAGCUAUUUGCAUCAAAAUAACAUAAUUCACCGGGACCUAAAGGCUACUAACCUUUUAAUGGACGAUAACAAUGUGGUAAAGAUUGCUGAUUUUGGCGUUGCUCGAGUACUGGUUCAGUCGGGAGUUAUGACUGCAGAAACUGGAACUUAUCGCUGGAUGGCACCAGAGGUUAUUGAGCAUAAGGUGUAUAACCACAAAGCCGACGUUUUCAGCUUUGGGGUUACACUGUGGGAGCUUCUAACCGGAAAGGUUCCGUAUGCACAACUGACUCCUUUGCAGGCGGCUGUGGGAGUCGUCCAGAAGGGUCUAAGGCCAACAAUACCGAGGCACACUCAUCCGUUAGUGGUGGAAUUGCUCGAACGGUGCUGGCAGCAAGAUCCAUCUUUAAGGCCUGAGUUUUCUGAAAUCACUGAGAUCUUGCAAAGCAUAGGCAAAAAGAUCUUCGAAGAAGAGAGAGCUACCAAGAAGAGAAAUCUGGAAGAGUGAAGAUGCAACAUGAUGUUUUUCUUUCUGUAUACACAACUACAGCCACUCUCAACUACUCUUGCUCGGAAAAAGCAGACGAUGGAUGGCCAGAUGGCGAAGAACACGAAACAAAAGGUCCAAGCUAACAAAGACUAAUCUUUGAGAUAAUCUAACAAAACUACUUCUAACUUGUAUACUUUUCUUAUGCUCUUUUGUUGAUAAAACGAUGUAGUUUUGACCACCCCAAUGCAUAAAUUGGAGGCAUGUUAUGUGCAUGAAAAUGAUUUCAGCCUUCAAUACAAUUAUACAAAACUUUCCUGCAACAAAUAAUGUGAAGUUUUUCUUGUAA